Molecule: messenger RNA, 1764 nt
Organism: Plasmodium vivax (malaria parasite P. vivax)
Lineage: Eukaryota; Apicomplexa; Aconoidasida; Haemosporida; Plasmodiidae
Product: pseudouridylate synthase 1, putative
Exons: 1
Coding region: 1-1764 (587 amino acids)
Biological process (GO): tRNA pseudouridine synthesis; mRNA pseudouridine synthesis
Cellular component (GO): nucleus
Molecular function (GO): RNA binding; pseudouridine synthase activity
Source: RefSeq, a predicted model, not a curated record
AUGAACAACUACCAGAAGAACAAGGAGAGGAUCAAGAGGAUCAAGUUGGAGGGGCAGAAGAGGCGCGCCGAGACGGGGGAAACGCGCGAAACGGAGGAAGCACGCCAGACGAGGGAGAGACCCCCUAACUUGAAGAAGUACGCCCUGUGCGUUGGGUACGUGGGCAGCAGGUACCACGGGUGCCAGGGGCAGGGGAAGGACUGCAUGACCAUCGAAAACGAGAUCGAGAGGACCCUCAUAAAGAUGAACGCCGUGGGGGGAGGCGGCCGCAGAAAAAACUUCAACUUUUGCCAGUCGCGCUCCGCCAGGACGGACCUCGGCGUGCACGCCCUGUACAACGUGUUCGUCUACCAGGUGGACCUGAGCUGUGGUGGGGCGGUCGGCGGGGGAGCGAAUGGCGACGCGGAAGGUGUAGUCGCGGCAAACGCGGACGCCGCUUCCCGAGAGGUUGCCACCAACGAGGCUACCACCGACGAAGCAGCCGCCCAGAGUGCCACCACCAACGAAGCCACCCCCCACAGCGCCGCCCUAGCGGAACGCACAAAAAAGGAAAAAAAGUUUAGGCAGCUGCUGAACGAGCACCUGCCGGAAGACAUCCGCUGCUUUGACAUGCACAGAGUGACGAAGAGCUUCGACGCGAGGAAGUUCUGCUCCUUCCGAUUGUAUGAAUACCUCUUCCCCGUGUGCGUGUUGAGCGAGGUGGCUGUGCGGGAUGAGUACAGGGAUGUGUUUGGCGAGGCGCUGCAGGUGAUCGAGGGGCGCGUGGAGGAGCUGCGGAGGGGGAAGCGCAGAAGGGGGGGGCCCCAGAAGGGUGGAGGCGAAGCGGCUCAGCAAAGCGGUGGAGAUGUCGCGGCUGCGCAGAAGGGUGCGGAUGAAGUGGCAGAAGAGACGGGUGAAGAUGACGCUGCUCAGCAAAGCGGUGGAGAUGUCGCGGCUGCGCAGAAGGGUGCGGAUGAAGUGGCAGAAGAGACGGGUGAAGAUGACGCUGCUCAGCAAAGCGGUGGAGAUGUCGCGGCUGCGCAGAAGGGUGCGGAUGAAGUGGCAGAAGAGACGGGUGAAGAUGACGCUGCUCAGCAAAGCGGUGGAGAUGUCGCGGCUGCGCAGAAGGGUGCGGAUGAAGUGGCAGAAGAGACGGGUGAAGAUGACGCUGCUCAGCAAAGCGGUGGAGAUGACGCGGCUGAGCGGAAGGGUGAAGAUUACUCCACUAAACAAACCACCUCUGACGACGCGGCGAAAGGGGGCGGGUGGGACGACAUACUCACCGUGAAGGCGCGAAAGGAAGAGCUGACGGAGGAGGAGCUGAACGCCUUCUUCGAGAUCGUCCAGAGCUACGCAGGCUACCACAACUUCCACUGUUUCACCAAAAGCAAAGCAGAGCAGACGACCUUCCGAUUCAUUAAGUACCUAGAAGUCAGCACAGUCAACCUGCACGACCACAAUUUCGUGUCGGUGCAAAUUUUAGGACAAUCGUUUUUAAUGCACCAAAUUAGAAAGAUGCUGACCUUGUCUGUGGAGACGUUCCGAAAGGCUACGUGCGUUAACUCCAUUUAUUACUGCCUGAACGCGGGGGAGUAUGUGCCCAUUUCGCUGUUCCCCGCGGAGGGCUUGAUGCUCAUUUGCCCCUUCUUCAAUGCGUAUAACGAGAAGGUGUGUAACCCCCCGCAGAGCCCCCCUAUCUGCUUCGAGGAGAGCGAGGAGGUGCUGCGGUUCAAGCGGGACGUGGUCGCCAAGUGCAUCGUCGAGCAGAUGCGGAAGGACGUGUAA